This is a messenger RNA of Ctenopharyngodon idella (grass carp), 2548 nucleotides long. RefSeq names its product solute carrier family 30 member 1b (gene slc30a1b). Bases 823 to 2229 code for a protein of 468 amino acids. Gene Ontology annotation, molecular function: zinc ion transmembrane transporter activity; calcium channel inhibitor activity. Gene Ontology annotation, cellular component: membrane; Golgi apparatus; endoplasmic reticulum. The transcript is spliced from 2 exons. The record is from RefSeq and is a predicted model, not a curated record. Gene Ontology annotation, biological process: detoxification of zinc ion; zinc ion transmembrane transport; intracellular zinc ion homeostasis. Lineage: Eukaryota; Metazoa; Chordata; Actinopteri; Cypriniformes; Xenocyprididae.
CAAAUAUUGUCCUAUCCUAAUAAACCAUACAUCAAUGGAAAGCUUAUUUAUUCAUCUUUCAGAUGAUGUAUAAAUCUUAAUUUCAAAAAAAUUACCCUUAUGACUGGUUUUGUGGUCCAGGUUUACAAAUAGGUUUGGAAAUUAAAAAUCAGACACAUAAUUACUAGAGGCAUUAACUUAUUAAUAAAUGUUAAUUUAUUAAACAUAUUAAUAAAUGCAUUUUUUAGAGUAUAGUCAAUCCGAACAGAUAGGAUAUUUAAUGUAAUUGCACAAUAGGGCAGUGAUUCAGAAUUACAAUAAUUAAAUUAAUGGGUAAUGAUAAUCUUUCUUUAUUACUAAUCUUUGCACACCUUGAAGUAAUUUAUAUUAAUUUGCACUGAUUGCUGUGAUUUACAUUGUUUAAACGGCUGUUCUCACUGACCAUGUGACUCCAGCGUACAGUGAUAUUCGGCCAAUGGGGACGCACGGGACUGUGUGUCCCCCCUCAGACCGUGUGGAGAAGUUUACCGGUCCGGGUGCAAAGUCUCAAGUUUCGUGUAACUUCUCCUGGAGAUUCAAGGAGCGUCUUUUAUUCCAUCAUUAGUCUAUGGCGGCCGGUGUUUCUCUCUAAUAAGUAUGAAUGAACGUCUCGCUGUGCUGAAUACUUUAGUGCGCCGAGCAACUGAUAAUUCGCGAGUUGCCAAUAGCAACGCGUUUAUUUUCAACAUUAAUCUCUUGUUUAUGCCAUAGACAUCUAAACCCGUUUUUGUCAGGAAAUGUAAGUUAUUAAAAAUACUAUUCGCGAAACUAAUUAUUAUUUUUAUUUGCCGUUGAAGCUAAAUAAUGGGUUUGGGACAGAAUCGGGUGCGUUUGCUGUGUAUGCUGUCUUUAACGCUUGUGUUUUUUAUUGUUGAAGUUGUGGUAAGCAGGAUAACAGCAUCUCUCGCAAUGUUAUCAGACUCUUUUCAUAUGCUGUCGGAUGUAAUAGCCUUGGUAGUGGCUUUGAUUGCCGUUAGUUUUGCGGAGACAACUCGAGCCACAAGUAAAAACACGUACGGAUGGAUCCGCGCAGAAGUGAUGGGAGCUUUAGUGAACGCCGUGUUUUUGACGGCCCUCUGCUUCACUAUUCUUCUAGAAGCCGUCGAGCGCUGCACGCUGCCUCACGAGAUUGAGAAUCCACGCGUGGUCAUUUGGGUUGGCCUGGCUGGUCUCCUGGUGAAUGUACUUGGACUUUUUCUGUUCCACGGACACGCAGGGUUUGGUGGGCACGGGCACUCUCAUGGUCACAAGACAAAAAGCAGAGAUUAUGAAAAACCAAAGGCACACGAAGAAGCACAUAAUCUCAUGAUAAACAGCAGCAGUUCUCAAGGAGAUCAAACUUCUGAUCUGAAAUCAGACAGCCUAAACAUCAGAAUCACUGCCAACGGCUCAUUGGAGGACCUGGAUCACAAUUCCGAGUCGGCUUCCCAGUUGAACAUGCGCGGAGUGUUCCUGCACGUGCUCGGGGAUGCGUUAGGUUCCGUCAUUGUGGUAGUCAACGCCUUGAUUUUCACUUUCGUGUGGACGCCAUGCCACAGCGACGAGAUCUGUUUCAACCCCUGCCGCAGCAGCCACUUGACUGAACACCAGCAUGUUAAUACCACAGUCCUGAGCAUAUCCAAACCACAUGACAGGACCCCCAGAACCGUAUCUCUAGCCGGACCAUGUUGGGUGCUUUACCUGGACCCAACGUUAUGUCUAAUAAUGGUGUGUAUUUUGCUGUACACAACUUUCCCUCUCCUAAAGGAGUCGGCUCUGAUCCUGCUACAAACAGUACCCGAACAGAUCGAUAUGCACAAGCUGAAUGGGAAACUACAGAGCCUGGAUGGUGUUAUAGCUGUUCAUGACCUGCAUAUCUGGCAGCUGGCCGGGUCUCGCAUUAUUGCAACCGCUCACAUCAAAUGCGCAGAUCCAGCUACUUACAUGGACGUAGCCAAACGCAUUAAAGACAUUUUCCAUGAUGAAGACAUCCAUGCUACUACUGUUCAGCCAGAGUUUGCUUCCAUUUCUGAAGGGUCUGGUGACUCACCAUGUGAGCUUUCCUGUCAAAGUCAAUGCAAACCCAAGCUAUGUUGUAAUCCGACCAAAAGGGCUAAGCCGGAGUCGGAGCUGGCCAAGAUUAAGGAAAAGACCUGCAGGCAUCCCGUAGGAUGGGGUGAUCAGAAGGAAGCGGAGAAAACUGUACAUACAGAGAUAGAAUCAACAGUUUAAGUCAAGAAAGACAUAUUGCAUGAGUUGCACUUGCUCAUAGCUGAUUGUCGCAGGAAAUAUGUGAAAUUAGGGCAAUUGUCUGGAUUAUUUCUAAUCUGCUUAUUGCAGAAGUAUGUCUCAGAGAGUUGGGUUUGUUGAAGCCAGCAACAUUAGAUUUCAUGCUGUAUAUAAACCUGAUAUAUAAAAAAACUGAAUACAGUUUUUUUUUUUUUUCCAUAUUAUGCUUGUUGGUUCUUAUUGCUGGCUAGAUAGAUGAAUAUUAAAGGAUUUGUAUUUACAAAUAAAAACAUAUAUUGAUGCAUAUUAAAGAGGUGGUUGA